This is a messenger RNA of Drosophila innubila, 653 nucleotides long. RefSeq names its product RING-box protein 1A (gene Roc1a). Gene Ontology annotation, cellular component: nucleus; cullin-RING ubiquitin ligase complex. The record is from RefSeq and is a predicted model, not a curated record. The transcript is spliced from 3 exons. Gene Ontology annotation, biological process: protein ubiquitination; ubiquitin-dependent protein catabolic process. Lineage: Eukaryota; Metazoa; Arthropoda; Insecta; Diptera; Drosophilidae. The coding region runs from base 99 to 425 and encodes 108 amino acids. Gene Ontology annotation, molecular function: ubiquitin protein ligase activity; zinc ion binding; cullin family protein binding.
CUUGAUUUUUAAGCAGCUCCAACACUAGCUGCCAUUGUCAUUUACAUUUUCAUAAAUUUUUUUAAGGCUGCAAAUAACGCGAAUAAUAAUAUUAUAAAAUGGAGGUCGAUGAGGAAGAAUUCGAGGUACCAUCAAGCAGCAGCAAAGGAGAAAAGAAGCGGUUCGAGGUUAAAAAGUGGAAUGCUGUGGCGCUCUGGGCUUGGGAUAUUGUGGUGGACAAUUGCGCUAUUUGCCGCAACCAUAUAAUGGACUUGUGUAUUGAGUGCCAGGCCAAUCAGGCAUCGGCCACAAGCGAGGAGUGCACCGUGGCUUGGGGCGUUUGUAAUCAUGCUUUCCACUUCCAUUGCAUUUCCCGUUGGCUGAAGACCCGUCAGGUCUGCCCGCUGGACAACCGCGAAUGGGAUUUCCAAAAGUAUGGACACUAGUAACUGGACGUCCAAAUCUGCUCAUCAUAUUCAACACUUACUGUCGGGUCAUGACCAGACAGCUCAUUCUCUCUUUCACUCCCAAAACACACAAACACACUCACACACACACACACAGACACACAUGAAUACAUACAAUAUGUCAUAGGGUAAAAUACACGACUUGUUCUUAAGUUAAGGAAACACCUCAAAAAUAAAGGCGCGUGUUAUGCACCAAUCUAUGAUUUA